CUCUUCCUUCAUUUUGGAAUGCUCAUUAGUAAACUACCUCUGCUAGAUUAAACAUCAUCUUAAAAAGUAUUGUUCAGCAAAACAAAAAUAAACUACGAAAGUUCGAAUGGUGUAAGUGUUGAAAAGCCAUACAGAUAGACCAAUGUACUUAAACCGAAAAGAUAAUUAAGUAUAACGAAAUAAUCAAAUGAGUGUAAAAAACAAAUAACUACAUAAAAUGAUGAAUCAAUAUCAAAAAGAAUACAUGUAGGUAAGUCUUAAUCUGAUUACUUAAUAAUUGAGAAACUACAAUAAGAAUUUGAAUAAAAAUAUUAGGAGUAUGUAAAUAAGAUUGAUGUAAGAUAGGUUAGGAUUUGUGAGGAUUUAAAAUUGGAAAAUGUUAAAUUAAAAAUGCAGUUAGAAGAGUAGGAAUAAUAAAUAAUUUACUUAAAGUUAAUAAAUAGUGAUCUACGAUAUUAGAUAGAUAACUCUACUUUAACAUAAUAAUUAAAGAAGUUAGAGUUAGAAUAUAAGGAUACUUAUAGAAGAAUGGACGAUACUCUAAGAAAAGCAAUUGAUGAAAAUUAUGAGAGUUAAAUAAAAAUGAAAAAUCUAUCAAUAAAAUCUCAGCAAUUAGAAUAGUUUACAGUAAAUAUAAUGAUAAUGGGAUAGUUUUCUUUAAGACAGUAACUUACUUGCAAAUUCUGUAGGAAGGAAUUGUAAAAUACGAUUACUGUGAUUCCAUGUGCUCAUAAUUACUGUUAAAGAUGCAUUUCUGGAUAUGUAGGGAGAUGUUUUGCAUGUAAUGAUGAUGUAAGAUUAAGAAUUUUAUUAUUACUAUUUAGAGUCAUGUUUAAGCUACAUAUCAUAACGAAUAUAUUAGCGAUUUAAUAAAUAUGUAUAAAAUAUUUGAGAAUAUUUUGAAUAUAUUAAAAACUUGA
Paramecium sonneborni is the source of this 920-nucleotide messenger RNA. The record is from the annotation of a GenBank genome assembly. NCBI's taxonomy places the organism in Eukaryota, Ciliophora, Oligohymenophorea, Peniculida, Parameciidae.